This is a messenger RNA of Botrytis porri, 1116 nucleotides long. RefSeq lists its product as uncharacterized. NCBI's taxonomy places the organism in Eukaryota, Fungi, Ascomycota, Leotiomycetes, Helotiales, Sclerotiniaceae. The coding region runs from base 1 to 1116 and encodes 371 amino acids. The record is from RefSeq and is a predicted model, not a curated record. The transcript is spliced from 4 exons.
AUGGCAGGUCCCGUGAGACAACCCAUUGAUCUCCAAGCGCUGGAAAAGUAUAUCGAGAAGCAUGUUCCUGAAAUUCAGACGCCGAUUGAGAUUAAACAAUUCGGCUUCGGUCAAUCAAACCCCACCUACCAACUCCUCUCCCCCAACGGCCACAAAUACGUGAUGCGCAAAAAGCCCCCCGGAAAACUCGUCUCGAAAACGGCGCAUCAGGUGGAGCGCGAAUAUCGCGUCAUUCACGCGUUGGGAAAGACGGAUGUGCCGGUCCCGAAAACUUAUGGGUUGUGUGCGGAUGAGGGGGUGGUAGGGACGCCGUUUUAUAUUAUGGAGUUUUUGGAUGGGAGAAUUAUAGAGGAUCCGGGGAUGCCGGGGGUGGGGGAGGAGGAGAGGAGGGAGAUGUGGCACGACGCCAUCCGCACACUCGCCAAACUCCACCGCGUCGACAUAUCUGCCGCCGACCUCACAAGUUUCGGCAAAGCAAACGGCUUCUACGAUCGCCAAAUCAAAACCUUUGGGACAAUCAGCGCAGCGCAAGCUUCGACGGUAGAUAUCGAGACUCGGGAACCGGUGGGCCAGAUCCCACAUAUCGAGGAGAUUCUGGGGUUCUUCAAAGAUAAGAGAUACCAGCCGAAAGAUCGAGGGACGCUCGUCCAUGGAGAUUAUAAAAUUGAUAAUUUGGUCUUUCAUAAGACCGAACCGAGGGUCAUUGGGAUUUUGGACUGGGAAAUGUCCACCAUCGGGCAUCCCCUCUCCGAUCUCGUCAACCUCCUCUCCCCCCACAUCGUGCGCCCCGAAAAAAAAUUCGCCUCCCUCCCCCAAUUUCGCGAAGACAAUAUUCCCGGUCUCCCCUCGCAAUCUGAACUUCUCUCCUGGUAUAGGGAAACCGCGGGCUGGGAUCCAGAACCUGAUUUGGCGUGGGGGGUGGCGUUUGGUUUCUUUAGGAAUACGUGUAUUUAUCAGGGGAUUGCGGCGAGGUGGGCGGUGAGACAGGCGAGUAGUGCGCUGGCGGAAGUGCAUGCGAAGGCGAGGUGGCCGAUGGGUGAGUUGUGUUGGAAGUUUGUGGGGAGGGCAAGGGGGGAAAGGGAGGGGGGAAGUGAGGGGGUGAAGGCGAAGUUGUAG